Acaulospora morrowiae is the source of this 549-nucleotide messenger RNA. The record is from the annotation of a GenBank genome assembly. NCBI's taxonomy places the organism in Eukaryota, Fungi, Glomeromycota, Glomeromycetes, Diversisporales, Acaulosporaceae.
ACGAUGGAACUCAAGAAGUUUCUUGCCAUAGAAAUGUGGCGUAUCGAAUUAAUUAGGAAACCAAUUAAAUAUGAAUCAACUAUUGCGUUAUUUCACGUACCUACUAGAAAAUACUUAUCUACUAAAAGGGUCAAAUAUCCAAAAAAUAAACAAUAUAUGGUCGUUUGUACAGACAAAGAAUUAGAUUUUGAACACGACCUUUGGACGAUUUGUGAUAUGAAUGUUAAAGUUCCUUUCUCAACUUGUAACAUUUUCGGGUUUAAACAUAAAGAAACAGGUGAAAAAUUGCAUUCCCAUUUUACGGUACACGGGACAACCCCCAAAUCAAACCAUCAGCAAGUGACUCUUUGGAUGCAUGGAGCUCCGGACGAACAUUGGAUUAUUCGGCAUCAUGGUUCUAAAGUCGAUCUAGACCAUUUAAUGGACGGUGAUGUUAUUAAUCUCUUUCAUAAACGUACUAAUCUACCACUCUACAGUCAUGAUGUUCUAUUGGAUGAUGGAACUCAAGAGGUUUCUUGUAAUGGAGACGGACGUGAAGAUAAUAAUAUG